UGAAAGUGGAGCGGAGGAAAGGAGAAGAAAUUUCCACAGUAUGCUGUUCCCGUCUUCUCAGACCUUCCGUUGGGCUGUGGAGAGAGAUCAGAGGGAGGGAAGCUGCAGAGAAUGACAGCCCGAGCAGGAGGAUGUAGCUCACCUGCGGAGCGGACCUGUGUUUCUGUAGUGUAAACAGAACGGAACCGAGUUCCCGAUUUAAUGCACAGGCACUUCCUCACCAGUGAUGAGUUGGCUCCUGUUGUGGAUUCUGACAGCAGCUGGGAUUCAACAGGCCUACACCUUGAAUUCCUCUGCCAUGCCGCCAGCCACGGCCCUCACUUUCCCAACAGCGGACCCGUACAACCUAACGCGGUACUGCAAGUGGCCCUGCGAGUGUCCCGAGGUGGCUCCCAAGUGCCCAGCAGGUGUGAGCCUCCUCAUGGACGGCUGCGACUGCUGCAAGGCCUGUGCCAGGCAGGUUGGGGAGGAGUGCAACGAGGCCGACACCUGCGACUACCACAAGGGGCUGUAUUGUGACUACAGCUCGGACAAGCCUAGGUACGAAAAAGGACUGUGUGCAUACAUGACGGGAACGGGCUGCGUGUACGACGGUGUGAUCUACCGUAAUGGCCAGAGCUUCAAGCCCAGCUGCAAAUACCAGUGUGUGUGCGUGAACGGCGCCAUCGGCUGUGUGUCCCAGUGCACGGAGUCCCAGCCUCCCAGGGUUUGGUGCCAGAGCUCACGGAGAGUCAAAGUGCGGGGGCAGUGUUGUGAGCAGUGGAUCUGCGACGAGCCAAGGAGAGGGCGCAAGGCAGCGCCGCGGCACGCAGUGGACGUUUUCCCAACUGAGAGCGGGAACUGGCACAAGAACUGCAUCGCCCAGACCACUUCAUGGAGCCCCUGCUCCAAGACCUGCGGGCGUGGCCUGUCGUUGAGGAUCUCCAACGCCAACGAUCAGUGUGAGCUCGUCCAAGAGUCCCGUCUCUGCAAUCUGAGGCCAUGUGAGGCAGACAUCACCAAACAUAUCAAGCCAGGAAAGAAGUGUCUGAAUAUCUACAGGGAGGAUCAGCCCUCAAACCUCACCAUCUCUGGCUGCACCAGCAAGAAACGGUACCGGCCCAAAUACUGCGGCGUUUGCACCGACGAGCGCUGCUGCAUCCCGUACAAGUCGAAGACAGUCGAAGUGGAGUUUCAGUGUCCGGACAUGACCGGCUUCACCUGGAAGAUGAUGUGGGUCCAGGCGUGCUUCUGCAACCUCAGCUGCAGAAAUCCCAACGACAUCUUUGCAGAGCUUGAGAGCUACUAUGGUUACCCAGAGGUCCUGAACUAAAGCUCAGCAUCAUGGCAAACUAGGCCUAUGCCUGUUUUAAAUUUUUUUAAAAGAGAUAUUUUCCGUUUUUAAUGUGCGCUCUAUAUUUUUACUA
Fundulus heteroclitus (mummichog) is the source of this 1406-nucleotide messenger RNA. RefSeq names its product cellular communication network factor 4a (gene ccn4a). NCBI's taxonomy places the organism in Eukaryota, Metazoa, Chordata, Actinopteri, Cyprinodontiformes, Fundulidae. The coding region runs from base 227 to 1312 and encodes 361 amino acids. Gene Ontology annotation, biological process: signal transduction; cell adhesion. The record is from RefSeq and is a predicted model, not a curated record. The transcript has 5 exons. Gene Ontology annotation, cellular component: extracellular matrix; extracellular region. Gene Ontology annotation, molecular function: heparin binding; integrin binding.